Molecule: messenger RNA, 3013 nt
Organism: Crotalus tigris (Tiger rattlesnake)
Lineage: Eukaryota; Metazoa; Chordata; Lepidosauria; Squamata; Viperidae
Gene: WDR24
Product: WD repeat domain 24
Exons: 10
Coding region: 236-2611 (791 amino acids)
Biological process (GO): positive regulation of TOR signaling
Molecular function (GO): protein binding
Source: RefSeq, a predicted model, not a curated record
GCGGCCGGGAAAGAAGGCCUCCGGCUUAAGCGCCCGAAAGGCCUGACGGGUAAUCCAAGAUGGCGGCCGAGCCUUGGCCCGAGUUGGGCCUGCCGGGAAGGAGUGUGGCUGCCCCGUGGCGAGGUGGCCUGGGGGCUGCGGCCUUGCUCCGGUGCGGAAGACCAGUGGAGGCCGUCGCGUGAGUUGCUGCUGCUGUUGCUGCUGCUUUGGACAAACCUUUGGAUUUGUAGGUGCCAUGGAGAAAAUGGCCAGAGUGACCACCGCUCUCGGUGGCAACACAAUCACUGGACGGACCAUGUGCUGCCACCUGGAUGCCCCUUCUAAUGCCAUCAGCGUGUGCCGUGACGCCGCUCAAGUGGUUGUGGCCGGACGCAACAUUUUCAAGAUCUACUCCAUCGAAGAAGACCAGUUUGUGGAAAAACUGAAUUUGCGUGUCGGACGCAAACCAUCUCUGAACUUCAGCUGUGCCGAUGUGGUGUGGCACCAGAUGGAUGAGAAUUUGCUGGCCACGGCGGCCACAAAUGGGGUGGUGGUGACGUGGAACCUUGGCAAGCCCUCUCGGAACAAACAGGACCAGCUUUUCAUGGAGCACAAGCGAACGGUGAACAAGGUGUGCUUUCACCCAACUGAGGUCUAUAUGCUCCUUAGCGGGUCUCAGGAUGGCUAUAUGAAGUGCUUUGACCUACGGAAGAAGGAUUCGGUCAGCACUUUCUCCGGUCAGUCGGAAAGCGUGCGUGACGUCCAGUUUAGUAUCCGUGACUACUUCACCUUUGCUGCCACAUUUGAAAAUGGCAACGUUCAACUGUGGGAUAUCCGCCGGCCUGAUCGCUACGAGAGGAUGUUCACAGCCCACAACGGACCUGUAUUCUGUUGUGAUUGGCAUCCAGAGGACAGAGGCUGGUUGGCCACCGGCGGCCGAGAUAAGAUGGUGAAAGUCUGGGACAUGAGCACCAACCGGGCCAAAGAGAUCUACUGCGUGCAGACGAUUGCCUCCGUAGCCCGGGUCAAGUGGAGGCCCGAAUGCAAGCACCACAUUGCCACUUGCUCUAUGAUGGUGGACCACAACAUCUACGUGUGGGACAUCCGGCGCCCGUUCAUCCCCUCUGCCAUGUUUGAGGAGCACAAAGACGUCACCACCGGGAUCGUGUGGCGUCACCUGCACGACCCUUACUUCCUCCUCUCGGGAUCCAAGGACAGCACUCUCUACCAGCACAUCUUCAAGGAUGCCAGCCAGCCGAUCGAACGGGCAAACCCGGAGGGUCUCUGCUACAGCCUCUUUGGAGACCUGGCUUUUGCGGCCAAGGAGAGCCUCAUUUCCUCCGACUCAAACCGGAAGCCCUACCUCGGGGACCGCCGUCACCCCAUCUUCUUCAAGCGGAAGCUGGACCCCGCGGAGCAGUUUGAGUUCGUCUCCUCCUCCAGCGCCCUCAGCGUCUUCGAAGCAGACGCCGGCUGCGAUGCCAGCAGCAUGGAUUGGUUUGUGCGGACUGCCAAACAGUACCUCCUGACCGGGCGGCCGCUGGCAGAGCUGUGUGACCACAACGCCAAAGUAGCCAAAGAGCUUAAGCGCAACCAGGUCGCUCAGACAUGGACAAUGCUCCGGAUUAUUUAUUCAAGCCCUAACAUCGUCCCUACCACGAACCUCAAUCACAGCCUGGGGAAAAGUAGCUCUAACCUUCCACUCAUGAAUAGCUUUAACUUGAAAGAUAUUCCCUCUGGAAUAGGCACCGAGUCACGGCUGGAGAGGACCAAGGCGGAGAACCGUUCCGAAGCCAUUCUCAUGGAUUCAUCCUCAACUCUGAUCAAUAAUGAUGAGAACGAAGAGACAGAAGGAAGUGACGUUCCUGCCGAUUAUCUCCUGGGCGAUGUGGAAGCUGAUGAAGAUGAUCUGUACAUGAUGGACCAUGAGAAUCCUCACACCGAAGAACAAGAGUAUAUCCUUCCUCAGGAAGCCUUUCCUUUACGCCACGAGAUUGUAGACAACCCCUCUGCACUGGACCAUCUGCAGGACAAAGCCGACUCACCCCACGUCAGUGGCAACGAGGCGGAGACCAUUUCACUCACUCCUGUGGAAUCGUUCUCCCUCAUUUCCAUUUCACACUCCCUUUACGAGAAUCGCCUGCCGGCUGAUUUCUUCAACCCCAUUGUCCAUGACAUGCUGCUCUUCUAUGCCGAGCAGGGAGAUGUCCAGAUGGCCGUGUCGAUCCUGAUUGUGCUGGGGGAUCGCAUCAAGAAGGGGAUUGAUGACCAGACACAGGAACAUUGGUACAUGUCCUACAUUGACCUGCUGCAGCGGUUCCAGCUGUGGAACAUCUCCAACGAAGUGAUCAAACUGAGCACCUGCAGGGCCAUCCACUGCCUCAACCAGGCCUCCACCACCCUGCACAUCAACUGCAGCAACUGCAAGCGGCCCAUGAGCAACAAGGGCUGGAUCUGCGACCGGUGCCGGCAGUGUGCCAGCAUGUGUGCCGUGUGCCACCAUGUGGUCAAGGGCCUCUUUGUGUGGUGCCAAGGCUGCAGUCACGGUGGUCAUCUGCAGCAUAUCAUGAAAUGGCUGGAAACCAGCUCCCACUGCCCUACAGGAUGCGGUCAUGUUUGCGAAUACACCUGAAGUCAAAAAGAAUGUUUAUGUCUGUUGAGCCCCCAAAACCUGGGAGCUGCCUAAAACUAAGAACCUCACUUGGGGAGGGGGGGGGGGAAAUGGAAGGAGACAGUCACUGUGGUUGCUAAUCUAGAUAACUGCCGUGAAACCACAGCAGGUUGGGUGUUCCAAAAUGGACUGUAAUUUUUCUGCUUCCUUGGAACAAAAAAAAACAAAACAAAAACCAGCACAGCCACAUGCUCAGGAGAUUCUGCUAGAAAACUUCACUUAGACCUUUCCUUCUAAUGUGCUGCUGUGGAGGCAGUUUGUUGUUAACCAUGGUUCUGUACAAAACCUGCUUUAUUAGCCAGGAUGGCUCCAGAAAGUUUCAGGCAGUUCUUUUGAUACCGAAUUAAACAAAGUGAAACUUAA